Messenger RNA from Phodopus roborovskii (desert hamster), 1469 nucleotides. RefSeq names its product transmembrane protein 255A (gene Tmem255a). The record is from RefSeq and is a predicted model, not a curated record. The coding region runs from base 162 to 1217 and encodes 351 amino acids. The transcript is spliced from 10 exons. NCBI's taxonomy places the organism in Eukaryota, Metazoa, Chordata, Mammalia, Rodentia, Cricetidae.
GGCGGCACUUGGGCUGCAGCUCUCAACCCAAGGCAGUCAGUCUCUCUCUGCGCUCAGAAAGACCAAGAGGCAGCGACGGAGUAGGAUGCUCUGCGGGGCGCCCUGAGCCAGGGGCUACUGAAGCAGCUUCGGGGACUUGGGGGAACUGGACCGCUUUCACCAUGCAUCAGUCCCUGACUCAGCAACGGUCCAGCGACAUGUCCCUGCCCGAUUCUAUGGGGGCCUUCAAUAGGAGGAAGCGGAACUCCAUCUAUGUCACAGUGACUUUGCUUAUUGUGUCCAUGCUAAUUCUCACGGUGGGCCUCGCUGCAACUACCAGGACCCAGAAUGUGACCGUGGGAGGUUACUACCCAGGAGUUAUUCUUGGCUUUGGAUCAUUCCUUGGAAUCAUCGGAUCAAACCUUAUUGAGAACAAGCGGCAGAUGCUGGUGGCUUCUAUCGUGUUUAUCAGCUUUGGUGUGAUUGCGGCUUUUUGUUGUGCCAUAGUUGAUGGGGUCUUUGCUGCCAGACACAUUGAUUUGAAACCACUCUAUGCUAACCGGUGCCACUAUGUUCCCAAGACAUCCCAGAGGGAAGCUGAGGAGGUCAUAACUACCUCAAGCAAAAUUUCUCCUUCUACGAGGGCUUUGAGGAACCUUACCCAGGCAGUUAAAGAGGUGAACUGCCCUCAGCUUAGCCGUGGACUCUGCACACCUCGAAUCCGGGGCAACACCUGCUUCUGCUGUGACCUCUACAACUGUGGCAAUAGGGUGGAAAUCACUGGCGGGUACUAUGAAUACAUUGAUGUCAGCAGCUGCCAGGACAUCAUCCACCUGUACCACCUACUCUGGUCUGCCACCAUCCUUAACAUCGUUGGCCUGUUCCUGGGUAUCAUCACUGCUGCAGUCCUCGGAGGAUUUAAGGAUAUGAACCCUACACGCCCGGCACUGAACUGCUCUGUUGAAAAUGCCCAUCCAACCGUUUCUUACUAUGCUCGUCCCCAAGUGGCAUCAUACAAUACCUACUACAAUAGCCCUCCUCAUCUUCCACCUUAUUCUGCUUAUGACUUUCAGCAUUCCGGUGUCUUUCCAUCCUCCCCUCCCUCUGGACUCUCUGAUGAGCAGGAGCCCCAGUCUGCCUCUCCUUCACCCAGCUAUAUGUGGUCCUCCAGCGCACCGCCCCGAUAUUCUCCACCCUACUACCCGCCGUUUGAAAAGCCACCGCCUUACAGUCCUUAAAGAGGGGCACCUGUCAGCUAUUGAGAUUAUUGUGGCUUUUGUAUUUCUGCUUUAGUGGGAGUGUGUAGGGUACAACAUCUCAAGUGUGACUCUUAUGCAUAAAGUUUUACAAUAGCUUGCCAGGCUAGGGCAAGAUAGGGAUGAAAGCUUAUGAUCAGGGAAGGGCAGGAUUGGCUAGGCCAAACCCAGUACUUCCAAGAAGAGAAGUAUUUCUAAUACAGACUGUUCUGGCUAAGAGUUUUGUUUGCUCAU